Messenger RNA from Solanum stenotomum, 1761 nucleotides. RefSeq names its product xyloglucan O-acetyltransferase 1. Gene Ontology annotation, cellular component: Golgi apparatus. NCBI's taxonomy places the organism in Eukaryota, Viridiplantae, Streptophyta, Magnoliopsida, Solanales, Solanaceae. Gene Ontology annotation, molecular function: O-acetyltransferase activity. The coding region runs from base 94 to 1377 and encodes 427 amino acids. The record is from RefSeq and is a predicted model, not a curated record. The transcript is spliced from 2 exons.
AGAAUGGAGAAAACUACUAAAACCAAAAAAAAAAUCCUUUAUUAUGUAAAAGUUUUUUGAGGGAAAAGGAAAAAAAAAGGUUUGGAAUGAGAAAUGGAUACAAUAAAUCCAUUGAAAGACCAACCUCAUUCAAUUCCCUUGAGGAAGUUAUUGCUUUGGGCUUUGUUUGCUCUUCUUCCUAUAGUAACUUUUUAUCACUUAAUUGCCUUUCCUUUUCCUCACUCACUUUCUCAAUCUAAACAAUCACUAGUCAUCACCACAUCAUCUUCAACUCCAUCAAAAGAAAUAGGAAAUGCUAGUGUAGAAAUUUCAUGUGACUAUAGCGAUGGCAAUUGGAUUCAAGACAAAUUAGGCCCUUUAUACACAAAAUGUAACACUAUCAAAGAGGGCCAAAAUUGUAUAACACAUGGUAGACUUGAUAAUGACUAUCUUUAUUGGAGAUGGAAGCCAAAUAAUUGUCAACUUCCAAGAUUUGAUCCAAAAAAAUUUCUUCAACUCUUCAAAAACAAGAAUUUAGCAUUUGUUGGUGAUUCACUAGCUAGAAAUCAAUUGGAAUCAUUACUUUGUAUGUUAUCCACUUUUAGUCCUCAUGACUUAGUUUUUAGUCAUGGUGAGGAAAAUAAGUUUAGGAAAUGGCAUUUUCCUUCACAUAAUGUUAAUAUAUCAAUAUAUUGGUCACCUUUUUUAGUUAAAGGGGUUGAAAAAUCUGACAAGACAUAUUAUAAUACUUUGUACUUGGACUCUGUUGAUGAGAAAUGGGCUAAAGAUUUAGGACAAAUGGAUUUGGUUGUGUUUUCAAUUGGACAUUGGUAUUUGCUUUCAGCAGUUUAUUUUUAUGGUGACAAAGUACUAGGUUGUCAUUCUUGUCCUGGUUUGAAUUACACUGAGGUUGGAUUUUAUGAUGUUUAUGGUAAGGCAUUUGAGACAACUUUUAAGACAAUUCUUGAUAGAAGGGGUGGUGGCAAAGACAAACUUGAUGUGAUUGUGACAACAUUUUCACCAGCACAUUUUGAAGGUGAAUGGGAUAAAUAUGGGGCAUGUUCUAAGACAAAGCCUUAUGAUGCUAAGGAGAAGGAGAAACUUGAAUGGAUGGACGCGGAGAUGAGGGAAACAUCCAUUAAACAAGUGAGUAUUGCCAAAAAGGAAGGUCAUGAUGAGAAGAAUGUGGUGAGGUUUGAGGCAGUGGAUGUGACUAAGUUGGCAUAUUUGAGACCUGAUGGUCAUCCUGGACCUUAUAUGCAUCCUUUUCCAUUUGCUAAUGGGAUUCAAGAACGCGUUCAGAAUGAUUGUGUUCAUUGGUGUUUGCCAGGGCCUAUUGAUACAUGGAAUGAGAUUUUGAUGCAAGUCAUGAUCAAGAAAAUGGACAAGCUAAGAUAGUUUAGUGAAGAGAGUUUUUACUUUUACUAGUCACUAUAUGUAUGUUGAUUUUUCCAGAUUCUUGUCCAUUGAGUAAUUUUUUUUGUUUCCCUUGGAGAGCCAAAGAAAGGAAUUCGGAUUUGUGUCACUUAGGGUCCAUAAAAGGAGAAACGCACGCUAUCAGACUUCUGGUUCAGAGUUGAGAGAUCUCUUCUCAUCCAUUUCACUACAUCCGUGUGAUUUUUUUAUUACUUGGAUAGAAUAAUGUGAAAGAAUUGAAUAGAAGAUUUAGAUUUUGAAGAAAUGUAGAAUCUAGAGAUUUGUUUUAUGUAUUAUGAUUUUCUUGAAAUGGAGUCUCAAAUUUGUAACUCAUUCAUGUCAUUGUAACACCAUUAGUUGGUCACA